AUGAUACUUGAAAGCGCACUUAACUUAAAGGGGCAGGAGUCAGAGACUGCUUUCUCUUUCAAAACUCCCAAAGGAGAUGCGGAGAAUGACUUCUCAUGCAAGGCAAUAAGCAUAAGGAAGAAAGACAAUUUUGAUGAUUUGUCGAUAUCAACUAGUAACUUCUCCGAGAGGAACCUCCAGUCACCUUUGCCACAGACACCCUAUGCUACUCCAAGAGACAAAGCCGCAACCAAAUUGCAGAAAGUUUACAAAAGUUUCAGAACAAGAAGGCAACUGGCAGACUGCGCAGUUCUUGCAGAGCAGAGAUGGUGGAGGGUGUUGGAUUUUGCUGAGCUAAGGCGGAGUUCCAUAUCAUUUUUUGAUCACAUCGAGAAGCCAGAGACUGCUCUUUCCCGGUGGUCAAGGGCAAGAACUAGAGCUGCCAAAGUUGGAAAGGGGCUAUCAAAGGAUGAGAAGGCUCGUAAACUAGCUUUACAGCACUGGCUAGAAGCAAUUGAUCCUCGGCAUCGUUAUGGCCAUAAUCUUCAAUUUUACUAUGCCAGAUGGCUCCGCUGCGACAGCGAUCAACCUUUCUUUUAUUGGCUUGAUAUUGGACAAGGCAAGGAAAUCAAUCAUGAAAGAUGCCCAAGGUCAAAGCUUCAACAGCAGUGCAUCAAAUAUCUGGGUCCGGUGGAAAGAAAAGCUUAUGAAGUAGCAAUAGAGAAUGGGCGACUCUUCCACAAGCAGAAUGGGAAACUUGUUGAAACUAGAGGAGAUGCUAAGUGGAUUUUUGUGCUCAGCACAUCCAAAACUCUAUAUAUUGGACAGAAGAUUAAGGGCAAAUUUCAACAUUCAAGCUUCCUGGCAGGGGGAGCCACGUUGUCUGCUGGAAGAUUGGUGGUGGAAGGUGGUGUCAUUAAGGCUGUUUGGGCUCACAGCGGUCAUUAUCUUCCGACACAGGAAAAUUUUCAGGCAUUCUUGUCAUUCCUCAUAGAACACGGCGUGGAUCUUACAGAUAUAGAGGAAAACCCUGGAGAAGAUGAUGAAGAAAUGGCCCAAGAGGAAAAGGAUCUCAUCUCCCGAGGCAAUUCUUCGCUGGCAGAGUUACCUCAAGACGGUGGUGAUCCGGGAAGUUCUGGCACAUCAGCUAAGAUGACAUCUGACUUGAGAAAUGAGGAUUCUAAUAACAAGUCUAAUUCUUAUCCGCGCUCUUCAAGAUUGUCUGGAGGACUGAGGUCAAAAUUAUCCGCACUCGAAAUACCAAGACGAGACAAUGUGUCAGACAUUUUUGGGAGGCAAUCAUAUCCGUUAAGUGUUUAUUUUUUGGCUCCAGAUUCGUUAUCAGAUGGUUAUGAGACAGCAGAAGACGAGACAGCAGGAGAAUCAUAUAUUGAUGAGUCAGAAUUCAUGGUUUCCAAAUCGAACUUGUUUGUUGAACAUCAAGGGAAAGGUGAUCAUGAUACUAUUCCGAGAGAAAAAAUAAUGAAGAGGAUAGAUUCCCACAAGUCCAUGAAGUCGUAUCAGUUGGCCCAUCAAUUAUCUACCAAAUGGACAACAGGUGCUGGCCCAAGGAUUGGGUGCAUGAGAGACUACCCAUCAGAACUACAGUUUCGGAUUCUGGAACACCAAAACUUAUCCCCAAGGACUAGAUCUAUUUCUCCAUCUCCCAGGGUCCUUUCAAGCUCUCGUUUCUCCCAAAAACCAUAGUUUAUUCACUCUACCCGAUCAUUUUCCUCUGAUUGAAAGUCAAACUGAGUGGUCCUGUGCUUCUGUUGAAAUCCAGAAAACCAAACUGACGUUAUCCCUCACUCCACAAUGCUUCUGAUGGCCGUUCUCUUGCCCACGAGGUUUUUGUGGGUCGUGUAGUGUUUACAAGAACCAGAAGAAUGUUGCAAGCUCUGGUUCCAAUUGGAAACAAGGCAUCGUGGAAAUCAAUGAACUAGCAAGAUAGUUGUGCAUGUUAGCCAUUCCGAAUAUGCGAUGUGUCGGCUGUAGCGACAAGUGAUGUCCUCUUUAGAUGAUCGAUUAGUCUCUGAAGGUGUUCAGUAUACCAGGUUAAGGAACGCGCGUAUUUUGACCAUUUGUCAAGGAUGAAUUACUGAUAUGUCCAACCGGUAUAUUUGGGCAUGCAUCAGCGUAAAAUCCAAGCUCAGGGUAGAAUUCCCAUGGUACUACGUCUUAUAACAAGAUGUUUGCCAUACAUUAUAUCUACCAAGAAAAAGGG
Messenger RNA from Neltuma alba, 2203 nucleotides. RefSeq names its product IQ domain-containing protein IQM6-like. NCBI's taxonomy places the organism in Eukaryota, Viridiplantae, Streptophyta, Magnoliopsida, Fabales, Fabaceae. The record is from RefSeq and is a predicted model, not a curated record. The transcript has 8 exons. The coding region runs from base 1 to 1686 and encodes 561 amino acids.